AUGGAAACAAAUAACCAGACGUGGGUGAAUGAAUUCAUUCUUCUGGGGCUGUCUAGUGACUGGGGGAUUCAAGUUUUGUUCUUUGUCCUGUUUCUUUCCAUGUACCUUUUGACUGUAUUGGGAAACUUUCUUAUAAUUCUCCUAAUCAGAUUGGACACUCGCCUCCACACCCCUAUGUACUUCUUUCUUACCAAUCUCUCCCUUGUUGAUGUCUCUUAUGCCACCAGCAUUGUGCCUCAGCUGUUGACCCACUUCUUGCAAGAGCAGAAAUCAAUUCCUUAUGUGAGUUGUGCAGCACAGUUAUUUUUCUCCCUAGCAAUGGGUGGGACUGAAUUCGUGUUGUUGGCAGUAAUGUCUUAUGACCGCUAUGUGGCAGUGUGUGAUCCGCUGCGCUACUCAGCCAUAAUGCAUGGAGGGUUAUGUGCCAGGCUGAUGGCUGCCUCUUGGGUUGGUGGUUCCCUCAACUCUGUCCUGCAUACAGUUUUUACCUUCCAAUUGCCUAUGUGCACAAACAAUGUCAUUGACCACAUAGCAUGUGAAAUUUUAGCCUUGGUUAGGCUUGCCUGUGUGGAUACUUCCUCCAACGAAGUUGCAAUUACUGUUUCCAGCAUUAUUCUGCUCAUGACCCCAUUCUGCCUUGUUCUGCUGUCCUAUAUCCAGAUCAUCACCACUAUCCUGAAGAUCCAGUCCACAGAGGGAAGGAAGAAAGCAUUUCAUACUUGUGCCUCUCACCUAACAGUCGUCGCUUUGUGCUAUGGAAUGGCAAUCUUCAUUUACAUUCAGCCUCAUUCAAGCCCCAAUAUUCUUCAGGAGAAGAUGAUCACACUGUUCUAUGCCCUUUUAACACCAAUGCUGAAUCCUAUGAUUUAUAGUCUGAGGAAUAAGGAGGUAAAGGGAGCCUGGCAGAAAUUGCUAGGACAGUUCUCUGAAUUAAAGUCAAAGCUGGCCUCUUCAUGA
Molecule: messenger RNA, 957 nt
Organism: Dromiciops gliroides (monito del monte)
Lineage: Eukaryota; Metazoa; Chordata; Mammalia; Microbiotheria; Microbiotheriidae
Product: olfactory receptor-like protein OLF3
Exons: 1
Coding region: 1-957 (318 amino acids)
Biological process (GO): G protein-coupled receptor signaling pathway
Cellular component (GO): membrane
Molecular function (GO): olfactory receptor activity; G protein-coupled receptor activity
Source: RefSeq, a predicted model, not a curated record